Scutellospora calospora is the source of this 896-nucleotide messenger RNA. The record is from the annotation of a GenBank genome assembly. NCBI's taxonomy places the organism in Eukaryota, Fungi, Glomeromycota, Glomeromycetes, Diversisporales, Gigasporaceae.
CUUUUCGAAAUAAUUCUUUUAUUGUAGCUAUUAUCAAAUCUUUUCCAAAUUUAAAAUAUUUUGAUAUUUCUAGUAAUGAUAUCAGAGAUGAGGUUGUUGAAGUAGUAGCUAGUAUAUGCUAUGAAUUGGAAUAUCUUGAUCUUAGAGGAUAUAGAUUCAUUACUGAACUAUUAUCUAAUUCUGAAUCGUCUGAUACUUCUGAUUCUGAUCUGAUGACAACACACAGAGCAGGGGGUGAAAAUACAUCUAAUAAACAGAAUCUAGAAGAGAAUCCUAUAAGCUCAUAUCUGCUUCUAUCUAAUCCAAUCUUUACUGGAUUUUUAGGAAUCUCUAUGUGUAGUAAUAAACUUCUCAAGAAAAUUGGUAGCAUAAUUAGCAGAAAGUUGACUUCUAAAAAAAAAAAUAGUAAAUUUGUUAAAGAAGAAACUACAGCUCUACUUGGAUUUACUAUAAUCUUAUCUAUAUUUAUCUCUAAUAUAAAAAAUAACACCUGUCUUAGUAAUAAAAAAUCUAUCAUGAUUCUAACUGAAGUACUCAUAGAAAAAUCUAAUCCUAAAACACUUAACUAUAUUUUACUAAGUAAUAAUUGGUUUUAUAGUAGAAAGUAUAAUAAUGAUGAACUUCAAACAUAUAUAUCUGAAAUUGUAAUUAAUACAGAGGAUGCGUUUCCAAGGGCUAUAAUAUUAGUUAAUAAAAGAGAUAUUCAUGAUUUUUACAAAAUACUUCCUAGGAAAUCAAAAGAUUUAUUAUAUCGCAGAUUAAAUAUCUUUACAACUUCUGAUUUGAGUACUUCAAAUAUUGAUUUCAUAUCUAGUUUGAGAAUAGAAGUUAUAUAUAUGAAACACCCUAUUCUAAAGCGUAAAGUAAAAAGUAAAAUUAAUUAUCAAGCUUUAUAG